GGGGAGCAGCAGCCGGCUGACAGCGCCUCUCCAGCCGGGGUCCUUUGCGUUCCGCGCUGCAGCUCGGAGGCCAGGCGUGCUGAGCUGACACGAGCAAGGCGUGGCAUUCAUAUAGCAUUACACCGCCAUGGGCGUGUUCCCCCGCAGCUGCCACACCGCUGACUCCUACCGAAAUGUGUACUUUAUUCAGAAUCAUGUAUUGCAUUGGUUUGAGCCUGUGGAUGUGUAAUUGUCUGUUCCUCUCAGAAGCAGCCAGGUCAGGGUUUCGCCCCGAGCCUCAUUUAGAAGUCAUUUCAAAUUCAGCAUCAUCAGACAUGCAGGCCUGCCAUCUGUCUGUCUGUCUGUCUGUCUCGUGUGUCCGUCUGUCUUACUUGUCCUCCUGCUAGACUGCUUCACGGUCUGACUUCUUGAAGGGUGAUUUAAUUCAUCCACUCUGUGCUGUGUUGGAGCUGGACUGAGCAGUGUUAGCAGACCAAAGAUGGAUCAGUUGUCAGACGAAGAGGUGGAGGUCAGGGAUGAGGAGGAGGAAGAAGAGGACAGUGAUAAGGACGACCAGGACCUGGAUAAGAUGUUUGGAGCCUGGCUGGGAGAGCUGGACAAACUCACACAGAGUCUGGAUGAUGGUCGCCCAGAACAACCUCCUCAGCAGAAAGCUCCCCUCAGACAAGAUGCCAACAUGGCCAACUUCUCCUACAGAUUCUCCAUCUACAACAUCAACGAGGCGCUGAAUCAGGGGGAGAACGUGGAUCUCGAUGCUCUCAUGGCUGAUCUCUGCUCAAUCGAACAGGAACUCAGCACCAUCAACACCAAACCCAACAGCGCUGGCAGCAUGGCUCGCCUGGGCUUGACCGACACCAAGGUCCGUCAGAAGCCUCCAGCAGGCCGCAGCAGCAGGCAGCAGCCAGCAGGCAGCAGCAGUAGUGGUGGUGGUGGAGGUAGUAGUAACAGUGUUAGCGGUGGUGGGGGCAGCAGCGGGGCUAGCAGUAGCAGCAGCAGCACUAGAGCAUCACCGGCAGGCACUAUCAGAGCUCCCACCGGGCAUCAUGGAAGACCGGCACUGGCUUCUAACUUCAGCCUUGACGACAUCACUGCCCAGCUGGAGAAGGCGUCUCUCAGUAUGGAUGAAGCUGCUCGUCAGACCUCCUCCCACUCUCUUAGCUCCGCUUCCUCCUAUACAUCAGCCACAAUGCGACGGCCUGGGUCCUCUCAGCGCCAGCAUCGACGCACUGGAUCAGUUGGCACAGUCAGCGACCAUGAGGUGCGUUCGAUUGUUCACUCCUCACGCUCCUCCGUCACCUCAGCAUCCGGGGUUUCCGUUAACUCUGCUUCUUCCAUGGACUCGCUGGACAGUGUUCUUCGCUCCAAUGAGUCAGACAGUCAGCAGUCUUCAGUUACGCCCUCAGCCGGAGCCAGUCAAGGUCAUCACAACACAGAGCACUCCUAUCUGGACAGGGAAACCUCUCUGAUUCUGAGAAACAUAGCGGGAAAACCUUCCCACCUGCUGACCAAGGAGGAGCAGGCUGCCAAGAUGAAGGCGGACAAUAUCCGAGUCGCCCUUGAGAAGAUCAAGGAAGCCCAGGUUAAAAAGUUGGUGAUUCGCGUUCACUUGUCAGACGAGAGCUCAAAGACCAUGAUGGUGGACGAGAGACAGACAGUCAGACAGGUUUUGGACAGUUUGCUGGAGAAAUCUCACUGUGGUUACAGUCCAGACUGGUCACUGGUGGAAACCAUCAACGAACUGCAGAUGGAGCGGAUUUUCGAGGAUCAUGAGAACCUGGUUGAGAACCUGUUGAACUGGACCAGAGAUAGCCAGAACCGCCUGAUGUUCACCGAACGCAUCGAGAAGUAUGCCCUGUUCAAAAAUCCACAGAACUAUUUGUUGGGGCGGAAGGAGACAUGUGAGAUGGCCGAAAGAAACAAAGAGGCACUGUUGGAGGAGUGUUUUGGCGGCAGCUCAGUGUCUGUCCCCGAGAUGGAGGGAGUGCUGUGGCUGAAAGAGGAUGGGAAGAAGUCGUGGAAGAAACGCUACUUCCUGCUGAGGGCUUCUGGCAUCUACUACGUCCCCAAGGGAAAGGCCAAGGCGUCCAGAGACCUGGUGUGUUUUCUCCAGUUGGAUCACGUUAACGUGUACCACGGCCAGGACUACAAGAGCAAGUUCAAGGCUCCUACAGACUACUGCAUGGUGCUGAAGCACCCUCAGAUCCAGAAGAAGUCUCAGUACAUCAAGUACCUCUGCUGUGAUGAUGUCAGGACCCUCCAACAGUGGAUCAACAGUAUUCGCAUCGCUAAGUACGGGAAGCAGCUGUACAUCAAUUUCCAGGAGGCAAUGAGAAGGACAGAGGCGGCCUAUGAUUGGUCCUCCCUCUCUUCCUCCUCCAUCAAGUCAGGAUCGAGCUCCUCCAGCCUUCCAGAGUCCCAGUCCAACCACUCCAGCCAAUCGGACAGCGGAGUAUCAGAGAUGACAUCAUCAGGCCACACCCGCUCCCAGAGCGUCGUCAGCUCCAUCUUCUCCGACGCCUGGAGGAGAGGGACGCAAGGAGAGAUGAUGAAGAUCGACCCUAUCAGUAGGCCCAUCCCUCUCCAGAUACCUUCCCUCUCUCCCCAGCCUCUCCCCCUCUCCCAGCCUCAGACCCCACCCUCCCGGUCCAGCUAUACCGACGGCCUCAUCCCAUCUGAGGACUCCUCCCCGUCACCGCCCUCGCCUCCUCCACCUCCGCCUCCGCCCCCCAUCGCAAGUGUGGCCCACCAGCCAGCACCUACCUCCUCAUACAUUAAGUACAGCACGCUGGCUCGACUGCAGAGCCAGAACCAGAACCAGUCCAGGACACAGCCGGCAGGAGCCACUCCACCUUCUCUUCCCAUCCAGUUUGCCAAACCAAACUACAACACCCUCCCAGCUGCUUACAGCACCUCUCCUCCUCUACCACCCUCACCUCCCCCUCCUCCUCCACCCGCAGUGCCGGCUCCUGGCUCAGCUAUGGCCGCACUGAUGUUUGGUCCAUCAAGCCCUUCCGCUCUCCCGCCACCACCCCCACUGGAGGAGGACAUGCAGGAGCCCUACAACCUCCCACCUCCUCCACCAGAGAGCCUGGAGACCAAUGGGUUGCCUCUGCCCCCACCACCAGAGCACAUCCUCAACUCCUGCCCUCAACUCUCCAACAGUGGCCUCCAGCAGUUCCUGGCACAGAAGUUUCCCAACAUGGUCUACGACUUCAGCCCACCUGUGGGUGAGGAGAAUUCUCAGCCUCCUCCACUUCCAUCCGAGCUUUCUCCUCCUACCUCCCUGCAAGUUCUUCGGCCUCUGUCCCCCAAUGCGCCCCCUCCUGCACCUCCCAAAACCUUCACUGGUGGGUUUCCCCCUCAAACUGCUCCCAAACCCUCGGGUCCGUCUUCCCUCCCAAUUGCCCUCUCACCUGUGUCGCCAACGCAGCCGCACAGUGGCCACGGGCCAGUUAAAAAGCAGCAGAGUUUUUCAACAGGACAUUCCCCAAAUCAGCCACCUCCCACUCUGCCAAAGCAGCACAGCCUCUCCUCCAAAAACCUUGCCCUCUCUCCCUCGUCCUCCUCUUCUUCAGUCUCCAUUGCGGCAGCUACCUCCUCUCUGGUCAAACAGAUUGUCAAUCAAUUCCCGGGAAACUCUGCCCCUUCCUCUCUGCCUGCCUCCAACUCCAUGGAAGGAUCGAAGUUCACUGCUCCUCAGUCUCCUCCAGCGGUCAAAGCCAAACCAAAAUGGCAGCCAGGAGGCGUUGUGGCUCCACAGUCCCCAGAGUUCCCCCCACCUCCUCCUGACAGCUCACUGGGAGAUUUCCCUCCACCUCCCUCUUCAUCCUCCUCCAAGACAGGCUCCCCCAUAAAGAAGUCGCCUUCCACCUCAUCCACGGGAUCCACCAAGCGGGGGCCUCCACCGACCCCGCACAGAGCUUCCUCCAUCCGGUCCAGCUCAUCGAGUGAGACCCAGGAUGAGAGGCCAAAGAAGGUGGAGAGCCUGGUCAAUAAAUUUGGCCAAGCUCCUCAAACGGGUACUUCAUCCAGCUCCUCGUCAGUGACUGGGUCUCCUUCAAAAGAGUCCUCCGCACUUCCUGCUCCGCUCCCUAAACCGGGCAAGCUGAACUUGGCAAACCUGCCGUUGGCGCUGCAGGGGUUGCAGACGGGCCAGCACCAUCAGCCCACUGAGUUCCCAUCCCCUCUUCCGCCACCUCCCCCCUCCCAGCCUGCUCACCUGGACUCAUCACCUGACUACUUCCCGCCUCCCCCCAGUGACUUUGAGCUUUUCCCUCCUCCUCCCCACCCAUCAGAGUUCCACCACCCCCCAAAGGUCGCCGUGGUGAACCCUCAGCCUCAGAUGCAGCCACCUCAACAGUCGGCAACCUCCUCCUUGACAUCGUCGUCAUGGAAACAAGGCUCACUGAAAAAGGGGGCAAUCCCUCCGCCAGCACUGAACCGGCGGACCAGCAACACCACCCAGUAUGACAAUACAAUUUCAAUGCCCCUCUCGCCGCCCCCUAUGUCUCAGACCCCACCUCCCUCUCUGUCCUCUUAUUCUUCCUCCUCCUCUCCUGUUCCCCCCACCUCCCCGAAAUCAGCGGGGCCAAGCUCCCUGGCACUAAAGCCUCUCUUCCUGGAAGACCUCAACCGCACCCUUAAGAGGAAGUCGGUGUCCCGCCAUGGCUCACUCACCUCUUCCCACCUCAUCCCCUCCUCUAAGAUGGAGCCUGUGGGCACCAUGGACGACAUGGCACUCCUCCCGCCUCCUCCCCCCGAGCUCCUGCAGCAGCAACAGCAGCAGGGAGUCCGAGGACACUCCCAGACUUUGUCUCGCCACCACACACACUCCCACUCCACCAAACAUGCCAACAUCUCAGGCUAUGCAACGCUGCGGCGAGGCCCGCCUCCCGCUCCUCCAAAACGGGACCAAAGCACCAAACUGACCAGUGAUUGGUAGGGAGCAAGGACACUGGGUGGAGCCUAAAAAACUGAACUGACUAUUUAGGUCUCAUUGUUCCUGCAGAGAAGAAGUAAUCAGUGUCUGUCUUGACUUGUCCGUCUCUCCUCAUCCUAAACCAUCCACCCUUGGAUUCCGAGCAAGUAGCAAGCCGUCUUUCCUACUCUUAAUCUCAGAUUAUGAUUGUUCCUAUUAUCCUCAUUAUUAUUAUCAUCCUCAUUAUUACUACCAUUACCAAUACAUGUUUAAUCCAAUGACAUGAGUAAAAAUAUAUAUAUGUAUAUAUAUAUAUCUGUAUACAAGCAAGCCAGAAAAAUCACCUAUCGAGCUUUUUUCACAAUGUCUGUGCAGCUUUGCAUUGAAAUAUACAAAAGACAAGACUUGAACGACAACAGCAACAGAGACUAUUUGCUGCAAAAUAACUGGUACUGCAUGGAGCCGCGGCAAUGGAAGUAGCGCUACCGAUGAAGGGAAGGAGGUAUUCAUGGAAGGAACGAGAGACGCAAAAGUUGGACGUGUAUAGAAAUGUAUGUUGUGAACUUCGGGGGUGGGAGCAUUGCCAUUUAUUUCAAACCUUUUUGUGUGUGUGUUUUUAUAUAAGAUUAUUUAAUACUGGAAAGAUAUUGUUAUUAUAAUUAUUUUAAGUUUUUAAGAUGUGUCAAAAGAGAGAGUUUGGCUGGACAUGGGUCUGUAUUGUCAAAAUAUGUCAAAGUGUUGAUCUGAGCUGGUUUUACGAAGACUAUAUUUGGAUCAUUUCAUCAAAUCAUAUUUCUUUAAAUUUAGAACUUUGUGGCUGAUUGGCUGUUGACUCCCAAGGCAUACGACUUAAUACUUAAUUGUACUAGAAGGAGGUGGUAACUGGUUCUGAUACAGUCUCAGUUGACCUAUAUAAACAAACAAGACCAUAAGCGACUGUCUAUUCCUAUAGUGUUAUUCGUAACACCUUCCACCAGGUCGGAUUCCUUUUGAAAUCAAUGAAAGCAGGCGGUAGGCACACUACCGCUUUCAUCCACAGGGGCCGCCAGAAUCAACACAAAAAGAAAGUUCCUUGUAGGGGCUUUAAAUGCACACCGAUUUAACUAAAUAUUUCCUAGUCAGCUAGAGCUAGGCUGUGCUCAGAUUACAGGUGAUUCGACAUCAAACAGCCUCAAUUACACAAUAUUACUACAAUUAUUGCACCAGAAGGAACUAUACACCAGGAUCUCCUCUCAUGUUUGCUUACCUCUGUAAAGUUCAAUGUCUUGAAGGACCAGCCCUUCCUCCACCUCAGCAGUCCAAUAACCUGUGCACAUUUAAAGUGUUAUUAUCACAAUGCUUUAUCAGGACUGUCGACCAGAACCUUCUUUAAACUAAGCUCAGCCUACAGUUAGGUUGCAACAACAAACCAAUUUGGAAGCAUAUUGUUUAAACACUCUGUUCUUUUCAUUAAUCAGUCAGUCAGGUAAUUCUAUCCUAGCAGAGGAAACAGCUAGUCAACUGUAAUGAACUCUGAAAGAAGGUAACCAUCACUUGAUCAAUCAGUCGCUUGUUUGUCAUCUUUGCUAGUUAUGAAAGGUGUGUGUCCACUUGCAUCUUAAGUGAUCAGAGAAGCCCGAAGGGGAACAAGUGCCUGAAAAACAAAAAGCUCAUACUGCUCACAUGUAACAUCAUUCCCCGCUGUGACACCGACCAUCUAACCUCGGACAUUCUGAAGCCAGGAGUUGAGGUUUACAAUUCACACACUGCCAGCUUUGUCACAUAUCGCAGCCAGAAUCCACAUUUGGGCAAAAAGAAGGAAGCCUGGGGGGGAGCUGAUGUGGGACAACAAGCAGCAACUAUCACGGGAGAGAGCGUGAGCGUAGGCGGCGUUGGGGCAUAAAUUAUUAUUUAAUUGCUCCAUUUGACAAACAUCAUGAACCUUACUCAACUCAAGUUAAAAUCUAAUUUAGUAUUCUUAUUCUUCACACAAAGUAACAUUCAUUUAUCCAGAGCUCAUGUGAAUGAAAAUGUGUUUGCAUGUCUAUAAGCUGAGGCAGAGAUCUCAACCCUGUAAUUAUAUUUUAACAACACAGACAUAAUUCAUAGUGAGUUGAAAAUAAAAUAAUUAUAGCUUUUUCACAACAACAAGGAACCGACAGCAGGUUACACUAUACACAGUAUGUGUGUAAGCUAGAUACAGAAGGCGCUGACCAGAGCACUGCAAGAAAUAAGAGGAAAGGUGUGUGCACAUGACGUAGUGAGAGCUUCAUCAGCCUGCGCUGGAUAUCAAUGUGUGGGUGCUGAAUGUCAGAUCUGCUACUGAACUCAGAUCAGUAUGUGACACUGACAGCACUACAGCUACAUGAGGUAGCUGGUGAGGUCACUUAUUUUUUUUCAGUAAUUUGGGGGAAUCUAGCUAGCCUCUUAAUAGUGCCGCCUAUGAGUUAGAGGAUAAGACAGCAUUCAGGCAAGAACCUUAAUUCUCAUUAAUGAAAUAGCCUGAAAAUAAUCAUGACAGGUCAGUAAUUACAGGAGUCUCUUGUCGAGUCCUUUAAGACUGCAACCGUCCUGAGCUCCACAUCCCGUUAUAUUCUUUGUUUUUCACUCUGAGUCAUUUCUGUGUUUUGCCUGUUGUCGCUGUGGUAAACAAUAAGAUUGUUAUUUUAAUCUCCAGAAUCAUCCGCUGAGAUUUUUGCUAAAUUUCAACCAGAUUUUAAACUGAUAUUUAGUGUUGACUUUAGUUUCCUUUCAUUUGACAUGUUUUAUAAUUAUUGAAGUAAAUCAGGAAGCAAAUAUGGCAUUCAGUGGUUGCAGCAUCUCAAAUAUGAAUAUUUAUUGGUAUUAGUCGUCUAUGAUGAAAACAACAUGAUCAUUUUAAAUACGUCAGUGUGAGCUCUGAGAAGUUGUGAUGCAGAUUUGUCACUACAUUCUGAGCCUGCUGACAUUAAAACUUAAGUGCUUGGAGACUCCCACACAUAAAAAGAAGAGCGCUCUUAUAAAAGAAAAAACAAGCUGGUGUGGGGAGGUCGUUGCAAGCACUCUAAAAGCAGUGGCACUUAGAAAGAUGCCUAACGGAUACACCCUGAGUCACUUUGGGAAUUAGCUAUCUAGUUAGAGUACAUCAUUUCAGACAGGUAUGAUUCUGGUUUUAAGCAACAUGUUUAGACAAAUGUUGUCUGGUAGUCAGUUAGGUAGUCACAGUAGUAUCUAGCCAGCUGGAUAAACCCAGUCGGUUCAGUAGUUAGCCAAUCUGCUGCUCCAUCCAAGCAUCCUCCCGCACUCAUACAGUCACAGAAACACAGUCUGUCAUUUGUCAGUGUCCAGAUCAGCUGAUAAAGGCUUCCUAAACACAUUUUCUGGUCAUAGUUUUUAUAUUUCAUGUGCAGCUGAACCUAGGUCUGUUUCUACCUUCCUGUUUUUAUCAUCCUUGCAAUCACUAGAUUAAAUUAUGUGCAUGACAUGUCAACACCGGUGCAGCAAGAUGCCAAAAAAUUUGAUAUUACUGCCCCAGUUUUGAUUUUUAAUGUGCAAUUGUUUCGGUUUUUGAAGUACUCUGAUUUCACUGUAAUGUAUAAUUGUUGUUACAAAUGAUUUCAACUGGUUUUUACAUCAAAUCUGUCUGUUGUGAUAUCGUGGAAGGGGAGAAUUCACCCGAGAGAAGUACUUCCUAUGCCCACUGCCCUGCAGGAGAAGAAUCACUAGGCAUACAUCAUGGUGUAUUUCAGUGACACUGAACAACAUACAGUUUCAAACUGAUCAAUGUCUUGAAAUGUCUUGCUCAAGGACACCCAGCAGAGCACAUGGCUGUUGUUGGUGUCAAACCUGCUGUUGCAUUUAAAAUAAAAGAGUCGAACCGAA
Messenger RNA from Dicentrarchus labrax (European seabass), 8758 nucleotides. It is a transcript of the gene raph1a, whose product is annotated as Ras association (RalGDS/AF-6) and pleckstrin homology domains 1a. The coding region runs from base 479 to 4942 and encodes 1487 amino acids. Gene Ontology annotation, biological process: signal transduction. NCBI's taxonomy places the organism in Eukaryota, Metazoa, Chordata, Actinopteri, Moronidae. The record is from RefSeq and is a predicted model, not a curated record. Gene Ontology annotation, cellular component: plasma membrane; cytosol. The transcript has 20 exons.